CCCCCAUUUGUUACCCUGUCAUAUUCUCUGUCUAGUUGAACCGUGUGACUCACCUCUAUCCUUGCCUCCACGCACCUCAGGUCAUGUUUUCUUUUGAAGCUGGCCGCCGCUGCCCCUCGGGGCCUGGUACUUUCACCUUCCAGACAGCACAGGGAAAUGACAUCUUCCAGGCCGUGGAGACAGCCAUCCACCGGCAGAAGGCCCAGACAAAGGCUGCUCAAGGGCAAGUCUCCCAAGAAGGAGAAGUGGCAGAAGGGAAGCUGGCUUCCCCUUGGGGCCCCCAGGAGUUACUGGAUAGCCCUCCGGUCCUGUAUUCGGAACCCUUAGACUCCCUGCGCACCCCUCCAGACCCUUCCCAGGACUCCUUGUAUUCAGACCCACUGGACAGCACUCCUGCUCGGGCAGAGGAAGGGGUACAGGUGAAGAAACCUCUCUACUGGUCCUUGUAUGAACAUGUGCAGCACCAAUUGUUAAAGGUCAACCUGAAAGACUUCAAAGAGGACCCCAUCUAUGAUGAACCUGAGAGUCUGGCCCCAGCGCCUCCCCGAAGCCUGUAUGACUUCCCUCAGGAACCCAAGGAUGCGUGGCACUGCCAGGCUCGGGUGAAGGAGGAGGGCUACGAGCUCCCCUACAACCCAGCCACCGACGACUAUGCUGUGCCGCUGCCUCGUAGCACAAAGCCUCUCAUAGCUCCCAAGCCCCAGGGCCUGGCCUUCCUUGAGCCUGGUACUAAAACUGACAAUGACAACAAAGACUACAGCUCAGACAGGGCCCUGUACAGCCAGGUCCAGAAGAGCGGGGCUUCUGGGAGCUGGGACUGUGGGCUUUCCAGAGCAGGGGCCAAUAGGACUGGUGUCAAGUCCGAGGGCUCCGUAUGAGAGGAAGGCCAGGCUAGGGAGCUGACAGGAGGACCAUCGAACAGGGGAAGAAAGUUAUCUGCUAGAACCGGAGGGAACCAAGGCACAGGAAGUUCCUUGUGACACCAGGGGCCCGGGGACUGUGGGGGAGUCAAGGGAAGGUCAUUCCGUCUCAGGAAGUCUCAGGAAGUGGAAGCAAUGGCUGGUACAGGGGUGGGAUAUCUGAGUUCCACCUCCCAAAACAAUGGGCUGCUACUGGAUCAAGUCUGUGGAAAGGGGGGUUGAUGAGAACAGAUGCAUGUUCAGGGGCCUGCAUGGAGGCUCCAGGGAAAUGCUGUGCCUGGACCUGAACCCAUGCAUUGUUCUUUGCCAGAUAUAUAUUUUAAAACAUUUUUUUCCUUCUCAUUAAAGCCAUUUGGGGUUUAAGGUC
This is a messenger RNA of Echinops telfairi (small Madagascar hedgehog), 1287 nucleotides long. RefSeq names its product docking protein 1 (gene DOK1). The record is from RefSeq and is a predicted model, not a curated record. Bases 84 to 878 code for a protein of 264 amino acids. Gene Ontology annotation, cellular component: cytoplasm. Gene Ontology annotation, biological process: positive regulation of MAPK cascade; cell surface receptor protein tyrosine kinase signaling pathway. The transcript has a single exon. Lineage: Eukaryota; Metazoa; Chordata; Mammalia; Afrosoricida; Tenrecidae.